Molecule: messenger RNA, 852 nt
Organism: Chenopodium quinoa (quinoa)
Lineage: Eukaryota; Viridiplantae; Streptophyta; Magnoliopsida; Caryophyllales; Amaranthaceae
Exons: 3
Coding region: 1-852 (283 amino acids)
Molecular function (GO): protein binding
Source: RefSeq, a predicted model, not a curated record
AUGGAUUCUAGAUACCAAAAAUGUUCUGGACUUCAAGAUGAAGAAGACAGAUUAAGUUCACUUCCAACUUCAAUUCUCAUUGUUAUUCUCUCACUCCUUCCUAUCAAAUUCACUGUCAUUACCGGUGUGUUAUCAAAGAGUUGGUGUCGCCUUUGGACCUUCAUCACCGCUUUUCGCUUCAACGAAUCAACUAAUAAGGCUUUUAAUGCAUCUUCUAUCAUUAAUCAUGUUUUACCUCAACUUUUAUCCCCUAAAAUCAAAACCUCUGUACUCUUUAUCGAUGACCACCCUUACCAAGUCUCUGACUAUGAUUAUCCUCACUCAUUAUAUAAUCGCUACACAAGUCAAGAGACUUACCUUACAACUCUAGGAACCGAUAUCGCCUCGUGGAUUCAAUUUUUCUGCAAGUGCAGACUAUUGAGAUUGUCUGGGAAUUUUGAUGAAGAUUUUGAUAAAAGGGGUGGGGGUAGAGACAUUCAUGUGGUUGUUUCGUCAUCAAAAUUAAAGUCAUUGUGUAUUCAUACACGCAAUGUGAGGGGGAAAAUUGGGACCAUUCACGUAGAUAUUGAUGCCCCUAAUUUGAAGGUGUUUGAAGCUUCACAUGUAAGUCACUCGGAGUUUAGGGCCUUAGAAUUGUUGAUUGUUGAGGUUUCUGCUAGUGAUGCUGAUUGCCAAGGUGUUGGAUACGGAGUUAAGAUAUUUAAUAUAUACAUAACAUUGAGGAUGCUUCUAUAUACUUCUUUGUCACGUCAUAUUCAAGGUGUUUUGCAACGUGUUGUAAAUGAGGAAUUGCCUUAUAUGGAUUUUCAUGACAGUGAAGUAGAAGAGAGCUCCAGUGAAUUAGAGGAAUAA